CCUGUCCAACGCUCAUCUAGGGGAAGGAUAGAAGUAGAGAGAAACACCAGUCCGCCAGCGGAUUGCUUAGCCAGCGAUGCGAGGAGAGACAUAUAGCCAGCGAAGGUAAUGACCUUGCGCCCACUGCUAGCGCAACUUCGAGUUUGAGCACAUACACAUUCACAAAUCUCAAGCACUUGGAUAAACUAGAGCAACCACUUUUAUAGCUGAACCUGGAACAAGCAUUCCUCACCCUUUGAACGGUGACGGGUUUGGUCCGCGUUUACAACAAUCGAAUAUACACUUCCUUAAUAUUCCCAACAUCGAUAUGGCACAAGAUUUCUGUCAGCUACCCAGUUCUAAUAGCGCAUUUUGGCUGGAUGACUCUGAUGUCUCUUGGGGUACAGAAGCCUUUGAUACGAGCAUAUCAGUUCUUGGUAACACGUCUUCGUCUUCGUUACAGAACAUGUCAUUGCUCCUGGGGGAAUACUUUGAUCGGGAGUCUGGUGCACCAUCGCCUGCAUACAAUAAAGUAGAGUCCAUGUGGUUCUCAAAACCACCCAAGCUCCAAGAUCACGAUGUAGAUGUCCUCAACGUGUUCUUAAAUCUGUUUUACAGACACAUGCCUAAGACAUUUCCCCUCUUUGAGAUGUCCAGAAUCACGAAUCAAAACAAAUCAUACUAUAUACUAGCUCUAGAUGCGGUUGGAGGUCUAUUUUGCUCUGUAAAUGGAAGCUUUGAAAUUGUAAAAGUCAAAACUGCGAAGCCGUUUAAUGCUGCCACCCUCGACCGAGAGGAGAAUUUGACUGUCGUCAAGACUGCCGUGCGAGAGUACAGCGAGCUGUCUCAAUUUACCCUUCGGUCACCUCGCAGUGAAGCCGAGAAUGUUCAGGUGGUUCUCAUGCAAUCCCGACCAUCCCUCUCCUGGCGUCACGCGGAGUCCUUUUGUCAAAACCCCACCCGUGGCGACUCUAUGGAUCGUCUGCAGAACCUUGUGAACUCUUUUACCUACUCCGGAUACCCUAUCAUUCCUGCGAACAUAGAUAUUUACAAUCUCGGUAGCCUAGCAGUUUUAGCAGCCUUCUCAUGGCCCAUAAUGCCUUCCGCUCUCGACAACUACGAACCCAGCUCGUCGAUUUGGAAGACUGACUUUGUGGAUCUCGCUUGUGAUGCCUGGCUUCGAGCACAGCCAGCGGAUAUUAAAGUAUCGUCACUAGUGCUUUAUCACACCAUGAAUAUUGCUUCUCACGCAAACUUCGACCCUCUUCAGAAUUUGGCACAUUCUCCGCAGGGCUCUGCAGCAUCGGAAAAAUGCGAGAAGACAUCUGAAUCGACAAUCAACACUUGGGUACGUAGCAGGCAUUAUGACAUUGCGCGCUGGCAUGCCGAGAGCUUGAUCGAUUGUACGGAGAAAGCCAUUACAGCUUCUAUGAAAGAGGGCGCGUCUCGAAACCAGCAUGGCCGGAUAGCACCUCCAUCUACCAAUAUCGAGCGAUCGCUAGUCGUGACUGAGGCACCUCAUAUUCCCUACGCCAUCUACUACGCUACCCUGAUUCUCUGGUGUGGUGAUAUUUUGUUGGAUGAUAACCGUAUGGCAGGCGUUUCCCAUCUUGCGCGAGGAGGUCAUGUUCUGUCUCGUUGUAGAGUGCGCAUUGUGCAGGCGCAGCUACUUGAAAGGGUUCUCAAAGAGGUUAAAAUGUGA
Talaromyces proteolyticus is the source of this 1681-nucleotide messenger RNA. RefSeq lists its product as uncharacterized. NCBI's taxonomy places the organism in Eukaryota, Fungi, Ascomycota, Eurotiomycetes, Eurotiales, Trichocomaceae. The transcript has 5 exons. The record is from RefSeq and is a predicted model, not a curated record. The coding region runs from base 308 to 1681 and encodes 457 amino acids.